AUGGAGACACCUCCACAAUCACCCGGCUACAGCGUCAAGAGCGUCAACUCGGCGCCCCCGACCGGCCUUCAGUCGCCCAGACUCACCGUCAACGGCCGCGACGAUGUAUCGGACGAUCGACCCUCACUGGCAUCUGCCGUCACUGAACCCCUUCGUCUCCACGGCUUCGCAAGUCCGAUAAGGCAGCAUAAACGCACUCCGAGUGCCCAUCGUGAGAUCAAAGAAACUCUGGACGCCCACGUCGAGUUCUCUAAUGAUGAAACCGAUGGUCGAACUCAUCAUAGGAUAAACCAAUAUGUGAUUCAAGAGGAAAUUGGGCGAGGCUCUUAUGGCGCCGUUCACCUAGCGACAGACCAGUUUGGGAAUGAAUUUGCCGUCAAAGAGUUUUCCAAGGUCCGCCUACGAAGGCGCGCACAGUCCAUGGCCAUGCGUCAAGGCCCUGUCGGACCGUCACGACGCAUGCCCGGUAGGGGCGUCUUGCCCUCCCAUCUCAUAGGGUUGAGAGACAACGAAAUGAACGAUGCGCUAUUCUACAUCCGGGAAGAGAUUGCAAUCAUGAAGAAACUCAAUCACCCCAACUUGGCCCAGCUUAUCGAGGUACUUGAUGAUCCGGAUGAAGAUUCUCUGUACAUCGUCAUGGAGAUGUGCAAGAAGGGGGUCAUUAUGAAGGUCGGCUUAGGCGAACAGGCAGAGCCAUAUCCCGACGAGGAGUGCAGAUUUUGGUUCCGAGACUUGAUAUUGGGGAUUGAGUACCUGCAUGCCCAGGGUGUCAUUCACCGUGAUAUCAAACCUGACAACCUCCUGCUGUCAGAAGAUGACGUCCUCAAAGUUGUCGACUUUGGAGUCUCGGAAAUGUUUGAGAAGUCAACCAACAUGAGAACAGCCAAGUCUGCUGGAUCGCCCGCCUUUUUGCCUCCUGAACUGUGCACCAAGCAUGACAAGGUUUCCGGAACGGCUGCAGACAUCUGGUCCAUGGGCGUCACUCUCUACUGUCUCAAGUACGGCAGAAUCCCCUUUAACAAGGAGGCCAUGCUCGAGAUUUACGAAGCCAUCAAGGCCGAGGAACCAGAACUACCAAAAGAUGAGUCCCCGUCCUUUGUCCACCUUAUGGGUAGGCUACUGGACAAGAACCCGGAAACACGAAUCACAAUGUCAGAGCUUCGAGAACAUCCCUGGGUGACCAAAGAAGGGACCGACGCAUUGCUUUCAACGGAAGAAAACUGCGCAAACCCCGUAGAGCCACCAAACGAGCUGGAGCUUAGCCGUGCCUUUACAAGAAAGAUGAACCACCUUCUCUGUGUAAUGAAGGCCAUUCAUCGGUUUAGGUGCUCCUUAAUAGCUAGCAGACGCAAGAAAGGCAUUUCCCCGCCUGCCAGCGAACAAGAGGGGCGCAAACCAACGGAGACUACCAACACCAACCCAUCAGUUGCCGACAUUGCGGCGCUCAUCACACAACAAAAGACGAUUCUUGCGUCCGAGGCCGGAGAGGAAAAGGCCCAAGAGCAGGAAACUGGCACUAGCGAUCAAGAGCCACCAUUCUUGGGCAUCGGCACGGGUGCAAGGGAUGCCUUUGCCACAGAUGAAAAGACGCCCGACGUUGUGUCUGACUCGCCUACUGCGGUCGACUUCAACGUGUACGACCGAGCCUAUGAAGAAGCAAUCAAGGAGCGCACGAAACCGAACCAACCAAACAAUCCCAUCCUGUAUUUGACGAAGCACAUCAAGGAAAAGGACUAUUUUAAGAAACUGGAAAACUUGGUGGACGAGGCUGCCGUCUCGCCAUCCCCUUUGAAGGCUGCCAAAGAAAAUUCCAGGCAGCUUCUAGACCCUCUCCCUCUCCAUCCAGGCAACAGAUUGGCCGAUCUCGUGUCCAAAGUUAAAGUCUCAGAUGCGCCCGAGAAUAGCAGCAAGACAAGAGACCAAAAUUAG
Messenger RNA from Trichoderma aggressivum f. europaeum, 1929 nucleotides. RefSeq lists its product as uncharacterized. Gene Ontology annotation, molecular function: ATP binding; protein serine/threonine kinase activity. The record is from RefSeq and is a predicted model, not a curated record. NCBI's taxonomy places the organism in Eukaryota, Fungi, Ascomycota, Sordariomycetes, Hypocreales, Hypocreaceae. The coding region runs from base 1 to 1929 and encodes 642 amino acids. Gene Ontology annotation, cellular component: cytoplasm. Gene Ontology annotation, biological process: protein phosphorylation; signal transduction. The transcript has 6 exons.